This is a messenger RNA of Paramormyrops kingsleyae, 3098 nucleotides long. The record is from RefSeq and is a predicted model, not a curated record. NCBI's taxonomy places the organism in Eukaryota, Metazoa, Chordata, Actinopteri, Osteoglossiformes, Mormyridae.
CAGGAUGAUAUGGGAUUCUGCAGGAAUGUGGUUUCUGGUGGCCUUUCUUACUUCGCAAAAUGAUCUAGUAUUUAAGGCUAGUGUCUGAAUUAAAGGAGCAGAGACAUCAAACCUGUCUGCUACUUCUCUGCAGAGCCUUGUUGACGACUCAUUAUGAAAGAUGCAGAAACUGUUGAGAAAGUAGCUCGCAAUGAUUCGGGGUGUUUGUGGUUGAUGCCCUGUGUGUGUGUGUGUGUGUGUGUGUGUGUUUGUGUAUGUGUGAGAUCUCCUUCCUUCCCUCUCUGUCAGGCCCCUUCUUUAAUGCACUGACACAUUCAGAAUGAGGACAGACAGUCAGUUUAUUACAGAAGGAUAGAAACAGAUACAGCUAAAGGCCACAAUCGACACACCAGACAUGGCUCCUCUCUUCUUCCUCCUCUUCAUCGUUUUUAUAGGGUUACCAGUUAUCAACCCUGUAGGAAGUUCCAAAGUGAAAACUUUUGAGAAAUUAACAGCACAAGCAGGAGGAUCCAUCAGCAUCCCGUGUUUCUAUGGUCAGGAGCACAAAGACAGUGUGAAAUCCUGGUGUAAAGGGAGAGACACGUCAUCCUGCAGCCCAGAGACACGCAGUGACUCCCAACUGGCCAUGAACAGAGUGUUCAUCACUGAUGAUCCCCAGAACUUAGUCUUCAUUGUGACCAUGAGGGACCUGCAGCACAUGGAUUCUGGCUCUUAUUGGUGUUGUGUGGGUGAUGGAUGCAGAAGAUCUGAGGAUUCCUCUGGGAAACUGGAGCUGUUGGUUUCUACAGAGGUUAGGAGUGUGAGGACCGUGAGCUGGAUAACUGCAGAGAGAGGAGGAUCUGUCACCAUCCCAUGUUACUAUAAUGAAGCUUAUAAAGAUCAAGUGAAAUCCUGGUGUAAAGGAGAUAAAUGGGAUUCCUGCUCCAGAACAGCACAAUCAGACAGGAACCAGGUUGGAGGGAAAGUGUCAAUCUCUGAAAACCGUGACCAAAUGGUGUUUAAUGUGACCAUGAGAGACCUGCAGAAGGGGGAUUCUGGGUAUUACUGGUGUGAAGUGAAGCAUGAUGAGAGGACAUAUGACAAAGCAUUUCUGCCCCUGAUGGUCUGGGAAGCUAAUGGUCGUACAGGAAAGUCUAAAGUGGUGACAUUCAAGAAGUUAACAGGAGAAAUAGGAGGAUCUGUCACCAUACCAUGUUUCUAUGGUCAGAAGCAUAAAAACCCUGUGAAAUCCUGGUGUAAAGAGGACAGUCUGAGAUCCUGCAGCAAAGAGAAACGCAGUGACUCCCAACUGGCCAUGAACAGGGUGUCCAUCACUGAUGAUCCCCAGAACUUAGUCUUCAUUGUGACCAUGAUGAACCUGCAGCAGUCAGAUUCUGGUCAUUACUGGUGUGCUGUGGGUGGUGGUCAGGGGAGAUCUGAGGAUUCCUCUGAUAGACUGACCUUUACAGUCCGUGUGGAGGUUAAGGAUGUGAGGACUGUGAGCUGGGUCUCUGCAGAGAGAGGAGGAUCUGUCACCAUCCCAUGUUACUAUCAUGAAUAUCAUCAAUCUAAAGUGAAGUCCUGGUGUAGAGGAGAUGUAUGCGGCUCCAGAUUAGCACAGUGUGACCUGGGACAGAAUGGAGGGAAUGUGUCAAUUACUGAUGACCGUCACCAAAGUGUAUUUCAUGUGACCAUGAGGAACCUGCAGGAGGAAGAUUCUGGCUCUUACUCAUGUUGUGUGGGUGGCAGUUUCAAUGCCUCUCUGGCCCUGAUAGUCCGGGAAGUAUUUCAUGUCCCAACCCAUCAUACGACACUGAGAAAUACCGUUUCUUCACCUUUUCCUUUGACAUCCAAUUCAUCAGGACAGAACUCUACAAAUUCCAGUGAAAGGUAGGACAUGUAUCUGGAUAGAUUCCUGGGGUCCAGCACUUUAUAGGGGCCCCAAAUGCUGCAGUGCCCUCCCUCCCCCACACUAGCCUACUCAGUAAAAUCUCACGUGGGACCCCUUUCCCCCCCAAAGGUGAUCAUUGUUGAAGGUGCUGUCAGGGGGCCCAGAAUUUUUUAGCUGCACCCCUGCAUAUAUAGAUAAUAUGUGGUAUCAGAUACACUGGAAGAAUCUUACAUUUUGUUGUUUUCUCUGCCAGCUCUGCUGUGCUCAUUUUCAAUCAUCUGCAGUAGGAAACAGUGUUACGAUACAGCAUGAUGGAAGGGAUGAUCCACAGUGUGGCUGGGUGACAACAAGCAAGGAAUGACAGGAACAAAAGGGACCAUGAGGGGUGAAAACAAAGGCUAGAGAUAAACCAAGAACUAAACAGGCAAUAACUAAACGCAAGGAAAAACUCACACCAAACAGGAUUCAUGGAGAACAGGACAGGAAAAUGCAGGAAGAAAAUACAACACGUACCAGCACAUAAAAUGACUGACUGAGGAACAGGGGCAGGUACAUAUAUACACAGGCAAUGAGGGCAUAACGAGGGGCAGGUGUGGAUCAUUACUAAUAACACACAAGGACCUGGGAACUAUGAGGAAUAGGAGAGUAAUUAACAAGCACUAAAGACUAAGAAUAUAUGUGAAAAAAAACACAACUAGACACGGGCAGAAACAAAAGAUACAGAAAUCAAGGAACUAUACAAGAACGUAAUUAGCAUGGAGUAAACAUGGGGAAGCCUGGUUCUAACAGUUCUAAGCCGCACGCUCAUCCCAUUCAGCCAUGCAGUGGCUGGGGAGCAGGGGAACACACUAGGAACUGUGAAAGGUAGCAGACACAGAAAGGAAUGGAAAUUCCAGCGACACCUGCUGGCCAUACAGGGAACCGACAGACACCGCAGGGACUGAUCCUGACAAACAGUCAAUGACAUCAGAUUUGUGGACUUCACUGUCAUUCUGUCCUGUUUCAGAAUUCCAGUAUGGGAGGUGGAAAUAUCCUGGGUAUUUCUGUUCACCAUAGUCUUAAAUGUAAAACAACAUAACCUUAGAUGUUUGCAGGCUUCCCAUUACAGGAGUUGUAUAAUUAUUUUCUCUGUGGGUGAUGUUUACAGGAUUCUCUCUUUUGCAGAAUUGUUGUCUGUUGGUAUUAUAUGAUUGUGGUUGGAAUGAGCUCUUUGAUUAUUCUGUUUUUG